Messenger RNA from Cuscuta campestris, 3789 nucleotides. The record is from the annotation of a GenBank genome assembly. NCBI's taxonomy places the organism in Eukaryota, Viridiplantae, Streptophyta, Magnoliopsida, Solanales, Convolvulaceae.
AUUUAAUUUUCAUGAUUUUUUCAAAAUUAUUUUUUCAAAAUUUUAAUGGCCUUUUUGAAUAUAAUUUUGCAAAAGGGGCAUUUUGGUCAUUUGGAAUAUUCUGGAUGUUUUUUUUUAUGCUGGAAGAAUAUCCAGAGUAUAUAAAAUGAAUUUAUAAAAUUUUAUUAGAUUUAUUUGGACAUCUAAUUUAAUUUUAUGAGUUUUAGAAAAUAUUUACUGCCGUAGUAUUUUUUUUAGAACUGUCUGGGGUGAGCGCGGUUCACCCGGUGUAUGUAUAUCUCUAUUGCUUGUGUGGAUGUAUCAUAUGCAUGGUGGAUGGUUGUGGCUAUAGUUUAUUUGAUUAUAAUACGGCCUGCGUGUCGUGCCUUAUCUCUUAAACUCUUGUUGUAAAUCUAUUUCUCUCUCUUACCUCAACCGAGGAUUCUUUUCUCACGUGGUGGUUUGAAGACGAAAAGAUUUGAAGACCGUUUGGACAAAUCUAAAAGAAUGGAGAUAGCCCGAAGUCCAAGUGCCCGGAAGCUAGUGGGAGCUAUCGUUUUAUUUUUCUUUUAGGGGCCACAAUCAUUACACGUUUAUUUACUACGUUUUGUGAAUGCAUGUUGAAUGUAUGUUGAACGCUAGUAAUGUACAUGUGCGCGGCCAUGUCGAUAGGUGAGAUCGAAAUUAUAAAUCCCUCACAAAUAUUAAGUCUGUUGCCUUCUGACGCCCGGCACCUAUCCGGCUAAUGUGCACUGUCAUGUACUCAGCCUCAGCAGAGCAUAGUACGGUGUAUGUUAAGCUGGUUACGGGAACCGCCAUAGCGUGGUCGCUGUCGCACGUUGGGUUAGACUUAACUGAGUCUCGAUCAAAUGGAUGGACGACUCAGAGGCAGUAAGUUGGGGUCAUCAAUGACAAGUCGGAUGAUUUUACUCACUCAUUCAGCCAGGAGUUGGAUCUUUAUGAUUUAAUUGGAACUCUGUUCCUAACCAAAGUAGUCUGCUUGUAAGACGUGCCUCAGCCAAUUACAAGUAUGGUGAAAAGGUGUCCUGGUCCGGUUGUAGUAAUAUUGUUUGCCCAACACCAGACCAAGAGCUGAGAGCCCGGCUCAUCAGUUGGAACUAUGUUCCUACCUAAAUAGUUGUCUUGUGGAGUAACGCCUAAGCGGAAUGCAAGAUAAUGAAAUAUGGAUCUUGGCCCACUAGAGUUUUCGCCGGAAAUCUCCGAAUCAAUAUCGAGGGUUAUUGAUUUGUUAAAAAAUAGUGGGAGAUAAUUAAUUAAAGGCCUAAUUAAUUAUUAAACAUGAUAGAUAAUCUAUUUUGCAAAAUUUUCUGUAGAUGGCAAACAACAACAACCCUUUCAACCUGCGAUAUGUUCUAGAAAAGGAAAAAUUAUCUGGAACUAACUUUCUUGAUUGGGAGAUGAAUCUUAAGAUUGUAGAGCUUACGCUCUUUUUCGAAAUGCAGGAUUGUAGACUCGGAGGGUUUCGAGGACUUCGCUUGCGGGCACGACGAGAAAUUACUUCGUACCGGAAGUAUGAAGAUGACGCACGUGAUGUGAGAUGUCUCAUGCUAGCCACCAUGACCCCGGAGCUCCAAAGGCUCCACAAGGACAUGGAAGCUCAUCCUAUGAUGACUUGCUUGAAAGGUCUAUACCAAGGCCAGGCUAGACAUGAGCGUUUCAAAAUCUCUACGACUCUGUUUUCCAGUAAGCUGGCAACGGGUAACCCAGUUGGUCCCCACGUUCUCAAGAUGAUCGGUCAGAUCGAAACUCUUGAAAAACUGGACGCCCCGUUGCACCCUAUGCUGGCAACUGAUCUUAUCUUGGGAUCAUUACUAGCUGAGUAUAGUCAAACUGUAGUGAACUUCUACAUGAACAAACUAGAGAUGACUAUGCCUGAGCUACUGAAAUUCCUCACAACUGCUGAGGAGAGUCUAGGGAAGGGCAAGGGUAAGUCUGUCCUGAUGGUAGAGGGUAGUACUGUUGCGAAGAAGAGUGGGCCACGUUCGCCGGCCAGGACCAAGCGCAAGGGUUCUAAGAAACCCAAGCCAGCGUCCAACUCCUCUUCGUUGAAACCCAAAGAAGGAGCUAAGAAGAAGUCUGCAGUAUGCUAUUAUUGUGGCAAAAAGGGUCACUGGAGGCGCAACUGCGCAAAAUUACUGGCAGAGAGGAAAGAGGGAAAGAAACCUCAAACCUCAGGUAUCUUUGUUAUUGAAGUCAAUAUGUCUGAUAUCACCUCUUGGGUGAUGGAUACUGGAUGUGGUUCUCACAUCUGUACUUCUAUGCAGGAUCUGCAUGAACGUAGACAAUUGACGGAGGGAGAGAUACAACUAAAAGUCGGUAAUGGCGCACUCGUAAAUGCAUUAGCCGUCGGAACCUAUAGUUUAUCUCUACCGAGUGGUCUUGUAUUGCAGUUAAAUAAUUGUCUGUUUGUACCUAGUAUGAGCAGAAACAUCAUUUCUGUAUCCUGCCUUGACAAAGCAGGAUUUUCGUUCGUUGUAAAAGACAAAACUCUUUCUGUCUUUAGAAAUGAUAUAUUUUAUGCAAGUGCAAAAAUGACCAACGGUCUCUAUGUCCUCGACAUGGAUACCGCAGUAUAUAACGUUGAUGUUAAGAGAAACAAACCUAACAGUUUGAAUCUCGCGUACCUUUGGCAUUGUCGUUUGGGCCACAUUAACGAGAAACGCAUAUCUAAGUUACAUCGUUCCGGUGUACUUGAUUCAUUUGACUUCCAGUCAUAUGAUGUAUGUAAAUCUUGUUUACUUGGUAAAAUGACAAAGGCUCCAUUCACCGGUCACGGUGAAAGGGCGAGUGACUUAUUGGGCCUCAUACACUCUGAUGUUUGUGGUCCAAUUAACACUGUAGCUAGAGGUGGUUAUUCUUACUUCGUUACAUUUACUGACGACCUUAGUAGAUAUGGAUAUGUAUUGGCCAUAGUGCAAGUGGGAGAUUGUUGGAGUUGUGCCCUGAUGGCCAACUGUUUAUCGUUAUUCUAUCAUGUAUAGGCAGAUAUAAUAUGUUUACACAUCUCAUGCUAAUGUAAACAAAUAUUAUAUUCCUAGAUUUAUAUUUAAAAGAUGUUUAUCAGAUAGUGUUCUUCUGCUGAUGAGACUAACAUCUUGAAAUAAAUAUUUAUCUAAAUGUCCAUAGUCGAGUAUUAACGAGAGUGGGAUAUCGUUAAUGCAUGUGAGACUAGUGUGUGUUGGAUGUUUGACUUAGUCUCAUAGUCAAUGACGGUGUGUUCGCAUCCGCACAUGGGCAGAUAUUAUCUAGAAAUAAUAGGAUGCCGGACUGACCCAUCCUAAAGAUGUUGCUUGAACUUUUAGUUCAUGCUCUAAGCAUCUUUGGCGCGACCACGGGUGUAACUAUCCUUCGACUUGAAGUAUUACGUUUUCUGCAUAUGUGAACCCGCAUACUUUGAUGCAUUGUCCUAAGCCAUAUGAAAUAAGGAUGAUAUACAGGCUUUGUUUUGGGUAUGCCGCAGCGCGUAUUCAGAAACGUAGAUUACGUACAUAGGAUUUGUCACUACUCUUUUUAAAGAGAUUAAUGUCUUAUGGGGCCCAUUGAUAAGUUAUGACUAAGGAAAUUGCAUGGCCAUGCUGAGAUGCUUUUAUGAUGUCUGUUCAUAUUAGUCAGAUUUGAUAAAUCAGUGAAUGACUUAAUGGAUACAAGUUGGAUUUUAUUAAUCCCUUGCAUUAAGUUUAGACAUUGAGACAAAGGGAUACAGUUACACGGAGUCUUAGUCGUGGAAAGGUUUUGACGGUGCAAACGUCUUAACUUAUAAUUUGGGGGCAAUAAUGUGUUGCUAGAUAC